Arachis duranensis is the source of this 1392-nucleotide messenger RNA. Its product is annotated as eukaryotic translation initiation factor 5-like. Bases 1 to 1392 code for a protein of 463 amino acids. The record is from RefSeq and is a predicted model, not a curated record. Gene Ontology annotation, cellular component: chloroplast. The transcript is spliced from 6 exons. NCBI's taxonomy places the organism in Eukaryota, Viridiplantae, Streptophyta, Magnoliopsida, Fabales, Fabaceae. Gene Ontology annotation, biological process: guanosine tetraphosphate metabolic process. Gene Ontology annotation, molecular function: protein binding.
AUGGGUUCCUCUGAGGAAAUGGGUACCUCUGGGAAUAUGGGUUCCUUUGAUGAUGCAAGAGUGGAUGAUGGGAUUCGCAUGAAGAUUGCAGUCUCACUCGUGUCAAAGAAUCAUAAUAUGAUCAGUUAUAAGGUCAAAAGAAAUGCCAUUGAAAAUCUUAAUAAGCUGCUUUGGACUCCCAUAGAUGGUGAAUUUGAUGACUACAUCAUUAAUCCAAAACCUAGUGGCUAUCAGUCCUUGCACACUGCAGUACAAGGUCCUGAUAACUCAUCCCUUGAAGUACAAAUAAGAACACAGAGGAUGCAUGAGUAUGCUAAACAUGGAAAUGCUGCACAUUGGCUGUAUAAGGAAACUGGAAAUCCUUUGUCAUCAAUAGACAUCAUGGAUGAACCUGAAACAGAAGAAUCCUAUUUCUCCAAGGAUAUAGAAGAUGGGAAUUCUUCGGAUAUUUUGUUAAAUGUUAAAAAGGAUGAAAGAGAAUUGUUAGUUGCUGUCAGCUUUGGGCUUGCAGCUUCUGAAGCAGUAGCUGACAGAAGAUCUUCUUUCCAGAUUAAGCGAUGGGAAGCUUAUGCACAACAAAUUGAUGAGAAAGAGGAGGCCCGUGAUGAAGAUGAUGAUGGUGAUGAUGAUGUUCAGUGGCAAACGGAUACAUCUAUUGAUGCUGCUCGUCAACGUAUCCAAGAACAGUUAAGUGCUGUGACUGCUGAUAUGGUCAUGCUCUCGACAAAUGAACCAGAGAAGAAGAAGAAGACAGAAAGCAAGGGUUCUGAGAAUGGUGACACUGUGAACUAUGCAACUGUGGUCAGGAAAGUGAAAGCAUAUUUGAAAAAAGGUGUUGCAGCGAAGGAAUUGCAGUCACAUAUUGCUGCAUUUCCUGUAUCUGCUCAGGAGAAGAUGAAUGCACUUCUUGAAGGAUUAUUUGAUGGUGUCGAAAAAGCGUUUGGAAAAGAAGCUACCAAGAGGAAGAAUCACCUUGCUGCUGCAGUUCCUGGAGAUGACGAGGGUUUGCAGCUGUUAUUGCUCAAUGCUGUUGAGGAGUUCUGUUACAAGAAAGGUAGCAAUGCAUUGAAUGAGGUUGCACUUAUUCUGAAAGCCCUAUAUGAUGUUGAUUUGGUGGAGGAAGAGCACGUCGUGCAUUGGUAUUCAAAGGGACUGAAGGGUGAUAAGAAGGACUCUCAGAUAUGGAAGAAUGCUCAACCAUUCAUUGAUUGGCUUCGGAAUGCUGAAUCAGAAUCGGAGGAAGAUGAGAAAAGUUUGUGCUCAGUUCAGAAUAUUGAAGAUUAUGAUAUCACGUUUACUUACUGUUAUUGUCCUCAGUUUGAUGUAUUUUCUUUACUGUUGUAUCCUUUUAUUUUGAAUAAAGGGUCUUGUUUUGGCCCCUUGUGUAGUUGA